This is a messenger RNA of Stegodyphus dumicola, 404 nucleotides long. RefSeq lists its product as uncharacterized. Gene Ontology annotation, molecular function: protein binding. The record is from RefSeq and is a predicted model, not a curated record. Lineage: Eukaryota; Metazoa; Arthropoda; Arachnida; Araneae; Eresidae.
UCAACGCUGCUAUGCAAGCUUUGUUGUAUGACAAUACUGAAGCUAUUAAAGGCAUUUUAAGACAAGAUUGUUUUGCGGAUUACAUCUUCGCUUCGGUGACGGAUGGUCGUGCGCGACUUUCUGCUUGGAUUCUGUUCCUGCGAGCCAGAGCUAUCGUACAAGAAAUGAUAAAGUUACUAGUUGAGAAAUCGCCGCCACAUAUUCUUGACCUGCUGACUACAUGGGGAUACACGCCUUUAGACUAUGUUUGUGAAUAUAAUAGCCCAGAUGUUGUUCAGUUUCUCUUGUCACAAGGCAGUAGUUUGGACUCAAAUAAUUCCUUAUGAUUUCCUUUAUUCCGUGCUGUACACAAUCCCGUGGCAGAAUAUGCAACGUCAAUUGCAACUCUACUUGUAGACGCUGGU